Molecule: messenger RNA, 2782 nt
Organism: Mugil cephalus (flathead mullet)
Lineage: Eukaryota; Metazoa; Chordata; Actinopteri; Mugiliformes; Mugilidae
Gene: fam8a1a
Product: family with sequence similarity 8 member A1a
Exons: 5
Coding region: 303-1235 (310 amino acids)
Source: RefSeq, a predicted model, not a curated record
GCUUUUUACGGCAUUGAUAAAUUAGACAUCGCGUCUAAAUUUGAUGUUUUAUUUUUUUUUAAAUCAAAUGAUAACGUAAUUAUAAAUUGUCACCAAGAUGGGAAGUAAUGCAGGACGUUGAGCGGACCCGGAAAUCCCUGUAUUUACUAACAGACGUAGCUGGCGCUUCGCUGCUGCACGGGUGAAACUGUUAAUGAAACGGAGCAAAAGGAGGAUUAAUACAGAGUCAAAGACUUUUUUUUUUAAAGAUUUUCCUGUCAACUAAGUCAAGUUGGUGAAGUUGUUCGGGCGUGUUCGUGACUAUGACGGGCGACAAAAGCCGCGACGGCCCUGAAACCGGCUCGGAGCAGCCUCAGACCGCAGCUACAACGGAAUAUUGCGCUAAGUUGCAGCAGUGGAUGUGGCAGUAUUACUGGGGCUACGCCAGCUGGCAGAGCUGGGUGGCCCUGUCGGCUUUCCCCUUCCCUCCGCCCUGUCCUUUCCCUCCGCCCGGGCCAGGUGCUCAGGCGCCCGGUACGCCCGCCUCGACCUACGGCAGCUCGCUGCAGGCUUUCGACACGCGAAACUGGUACCCGUAUCCCUUCGGCUCCCCCGCCUCCUUGUUCCAAGCGGGCGGUGCCCACACCGAGCAGAGCUCAGCCGCGAACCCGCUCCCAGGCACCGAUGCCCGGGUAGCGCAGCAGCACAACCCGCCUCCUCAGGCAGGGCGAGAGUACACCAUCCCUUCUCCUCUCCAGAGGUUCCUGGCUGAGACAGUGGACUUCUUUAUUCUGUUUUGCGUGAAGGCCACUAUUGUGUUGUGGAUCAUGCAUCUGAGUGGUAUGAAGGACAUUGCCAAAUUCAUCACACACUUCAUUGUGGAGGAGAUAGACGAGAACACGUCCAUGGAGGACCUGCAGAAGAUGAUGGCUGUGGCUCUGGUCUACAGGGUGCUGGUGUGCGUCUAUGAGACUGUCUGUAUUUGGGGUGCUGGUGGUGCUACUCCGGGUAAGUUCCUGCUCGGCCUGAGGGUGGUGACGUGUGACACAUCCACUCUGGUGCGACCCAACCGCGUUCUCGUGGUCCCUGCAUCGAGCGUCUCCCUCUCAGCCUCUACAGUUCGGGCGUUGAACAAGAACUUCUCCAUUGCCUUCCUCUUUCCCGUCUUCAUCACUCUCCUCUUCUUCCAGCACAACAGGACUGUGUAUGACACUGUGGCAGGGACCAUAGUCGUCCAGCGCAGAGGGGGCAGAUAGCCUCUCCUCUGCGAAACAGACUCGUGUGCUUGGGUAAAGACGGAGUGCGACAUGCCUGUAUGUCCGUGGUAUUUAAAAAAUUAAAAUCUAAUUUACUAAGCGUGGCUAUGUUUACAUGAAGAACAUCUCCUGAACCUGACUGAAAUCAUUCCGACUAGAGAGCUCAACUUAACAUUUAAAAACAGAAUAAUCCGAGUUCAGUCAGAAUAUAAACGUUUUUAACAUUUGCGAAGCAUUUCUCGACGUGAACAGAAAGAGUGUAUUUAUUCUGUACAGCUGUCAGUCCUGUCAGGGCCGGCCUUUGUUUCUGAGGUGCUUAUACAAGACAUUUUAAUUUUAACUAGGCUACCAUUCUGACUAUCAGUGUAAUACUAGAGUCCUUGUAAACACAGCCAUGAAAAUGUUAAUGUUCUGACCUUUGAUGUUACUGCAUAAAACUUGGACUGCACUUCAAAAUGAGAUUAUACAGAUAGAGACCUGGUACAGUGGAGGUAAAAAUGUUUCUGGUUUUUGGCGUUUAAUUUUUACCACUAGGAAGAAAAAAAGAAGAAGCUGCAAGGUCAACCUUGAAAGAUGCCCAAUUAAGUAUUGUGAUAUUUGUUGAAUGCGAGAUAUGUGAAGCCAGAGACUUCUCCGCAUACGAUGUGGAUGUUGGAUGCGUCAUUAUACGUUAUUAUUCAUGAAACGUUUGAAUUUAAUGACCCGCAGUGGCUCCUUCGCCAAAGACCUCAACAUGCUUCUUCUCCAUGCUGUUGCCUAUUAUGCCGUCCAAGUAAUUUCACACAGCGGGUGUGAGACGCAUUAAAUAUUAGGUUCUAAACUCUUUUUGAUUUCCGUUCUUCUUCUCUUUAAGGUAACUUUAGUUUGCUCUGGUCUUUUCUGUAAUUAUUUUGACGCACUGACACUGAAGAGAAAACACCAGGCUUGUUUGUCGGUAUUGUUUUGGGAAAGAUUUCUGUAUGAACGAGGCUGAAACCUGAUGAACUGGGUUUGUAAAUUCUCCGCUCACAUUUCAUGUUCUCAGAUUAUUAAGUUUUGUGACUCAGGGCGUCCGAUUAGCAUCGAAGAACCUCGGUUCUUGUCAUAUUUCUACAUUUGCACAGUGUGAAACUCGACUAGUAUUAAAUAUUAUUAACGGAUUAGUUACAUGUUAAGUUGUUUUAGCGCUCAAGUUUGCUUAAAUCUGCUGUACGGCCACAUAUUUGAUUUGAGUUUUGCGAUUUGGUUUUGUGUGGAUUAUGAGAAGUGAUUCCUUCAUGUACAGCUGUUUGUGUUACAUUACUCUUACAUGCAGCCAGUUUCAAACGUCACUGCUAGAAACGGGCCUGUUGAAAAUAAAAAUAAUAUAUAUUUAAAGUAUGCUUUGCUUAAAACCUUUGGUCGAAUAUUUCAGUAGUGACAUCAUUUCUUCACGACACAUGUGGCGCCCACUAAAAUGGAAUUACCUCUCUUAUACGUCUUAUAGGAUGUCCUGCCAAACCGUUACGACUGCAAUCAAAUGGACUAAAGUGAAUCCUAUAUCUCCAAAUAAAACGGUGACUAAUGAA